Macrobrachium nipponense is the source of this 2105-nucleotide messenger RNA. RefSeq names its product homeobox protein SIX3-like. Bases 93 to 1529 code for a protein of 478 amino acids. Gene Ontology annotation, cellular component: transcription regulator complex; nucleus. The transcript has 2 exons. The record is from RefSeq and is a predicted model, not a curated record. Gene Ontology annotation, molecular function: RNA polymerase II cis-regulatory region sequence-specific DNA binding; DNA-binding transcription factor activity, RNA polymerase II-specific. Gene Ontology annotation, biological process: regulation of transcription by RNA polymerase II. Lineage: Eukaryota; Metazoa; Arthropoda; Malacostraca; Decapoda; Palaemonidae.
GAUCACCGGUCACGCUGGAGUCCUCGCCUGCUGUUUAACCCGCCAAGCUGGCGUCUUCCGUCGCGGAUCUGCUGCGGGCGCUGCAGCCCAACAUGGCGCUCAUGGGUGGACUAGGUGGGCUCGGUUCUUUCGGUUCGCUCGGGCCCUUCUCGGCGCUGAACGCCCUCACGGCCUCGACCACAGGUGCGGGCGCCGUGGGAGGUGGUUCCGGAGGCCCCGUCGUGCCCACGCCCUUGAUGGCUCUGCCUUCGCUGUCCUUCACCGCUUCGCAGGUGGCUGCCGUCUGUGAGACCCUCGAGGAAAGUGGCGACAUGGAACGACUCGGUCGCUUCCUGUGGUCGCUGCCCGUGGCCCACCCUCACCUCCACGACCUCAACAAGCACGAACCCGUGCUGAGGGCGCGUGCCCUAGUGUCAUUUCACGUGGGCAAUUUCCGGGAGCUCUACGCGAUCCUCGAAUCGCAGCGGUUUUCCAAAGCGUCCCACGCGCGCAUGCAGGCCCUGUGGCUGGAGGCCCACUACCAGGAGGCCGAGCGCCUCCGAGGGAGGCCCCUCGGCCCCGUCGACAAGUACCGCGUGAGGAAGAAGUUCCCCUUCCCGAGGACCAUCUGGGACGGCGAGCAGAAGACGCACUGCUUCAAGGAGAGGACGAGAUCGCUCCUGAGGGAGUCCUACCUGCAGGACCCUUACCCGAACCCCAGCAAGAAGAGAGAACUCGCGUCGGCGACGGGUCUCACGCCCACACAGGUCGGCAACUGGUUCAAGAACCGACGGCAACGGGACAGGGCGGCGGCUGCGAAAAACAGAAUGCAUCAGUUCGGAUCGACAGGAAUUCCUCCCUCGCGACGCGACACAGAUACCCGGUCUCCGCUGAACGAGGACGACGAGGAAGACCUCAUCAACCCAGGCUCCCCCAACGUCUUCGAGGACGACAUCUCCGAGGACGACGUCUCGCUGGACGCCCGUUCGCCCCCUCCACCCCCGACAUCUCUCCCGCCCGUCUCUCACCACCCGGUGGGUCCCAUGACUUCCUCGUCAGCUUCCUCCGCCAGUGAAAUGAGAGACACCACCACUAGUCUUCCACUCGUCCUCGACCCUAAGCCCCCAGUUCCCCCUCGAUCUCCUCCCCUCCCCGCUCAGGCGAAGGAGCACCACAUCCCCAAGGACCCGGACCGAAACGGCCGCCUGUCGUCGCCGGUGCCCAAGGAUGCCCACGACACGGCGAAGUCGCUCUUAUCGGAGAGUUCGAGCCUGAGCAUUCCCACGUCCUUGCAGGCCCUGGCGCCCGCCCUCACCAUUGCCUCCCUGGUGUCCUCCCACAAGAGACCCGCGUCCCCGCCGGAGCACUACGUCACGCCCAUCCGACCCAUUCCGGAGAGGCACGUCUUUGGCUACUCGUCCCUGCAGCCGAUGACGAAGCGGCCCUUCACCCUGUCGCCCAUCGGACCAAUCACAGACCGCCACUUCCUCUCCUCGGCAGGGGCGUUCCAGCCCAUCAGACUGCAAGCGAAGCAGAAGGAGGAGGCGUAAGAUAAGGACUUGGGGCGGCGAAGCGCGAAAAUAUAAAUACCGAUGUAUAUUUGGAACUUAUUUAUGUGAUAUAGUGUAAUGCUUGAAAACUGGAAAAAAAAAGGUUAAAAAAAAGAAAAAAAAAUUUAACUAUCCGCCUUUCUAAAAGCUCUUGGAUGCCUGUGACUGUGGAAGGAUGAUGAACUCUGUCGUUUGUUUCCGACUAAAUUAAGACAAAACUCUUCUUCUAACGCUCGACUUUGACUUUUGAAAAGCUACCACUACUACUACUCAUUUAGAUUCAUAUCAUACGGUGUAAUAUAGUUACGCAUUAUUCUGUAAAUAGUUGUAUCUCUGUACAAAGGCGUUUACUUGUGUACUAUGUGUCCGUCAUUCAAAGCCAAGAGUAUUGCAUGCACUUGCACAAUUUAUAUGGCCCUUAGAGGAGAAAGGACUGUAAAUAGCCGUAACUGGAGCUCUUUUCAUGCCUUGAAUGUGUGUGUUUUUUAUGUCAAGUUUCAAAACUCAGUCUUCGUGUGUCUUCCGAUAGGAAGAAACAAGGCCAGGAUUGAUAUAUAGAUAUACUAUAUAUAUAUA